Molecule: messenger RNA, 833 nt
Organism: Aedes aegypti (yellow fever mosquito)
Lineage: Eukaryota; Metazoa; Arthropoda; Insecta; Diptera; Culicidae
Product: phospholipase A2-like
Exons: 3
Coding region: 46-810 (254 amino acids)
Biological process (GO): phospholipid metabolic process; arachidonate secretion
Source: RefSeq, a predicted model, not a curated record
GUGUGCCAUAGGUCGUAAACGUUUUUUACAUUGAUUUGUGGUAAAAUGCAAAUUAUUUCGUUUAUUAGUGUGAUAUUAGUGAUUAGGUUUUCUACUAGUGACCAGGCAGAGGGCAACUAUGAAACAAGUGAAGAAUUCGAAGAACAGUUGAACUACUUUGGGAGUGUGGAAAUCCUGCAAAGCCUUUUGCAGGACUACGCGUCCGUUGAAGAUCAAUGGAUCACUCCUGAGUAUAAACAAUUCGAUCGACAGGUGAUCAAUUCAUUAGAAAAUCUGGUAAAUGAAGUGUAUGAUAACGAAUCGUAUCAUGACGCAGUGAAACCUUCAAGUGCGAUGAGAGUGUUGACGAAUUUUUGCGGACCCGGCAAUUGGUCCAUCGAUGGUGAAGUGACACAAAAUCCGUACUUUCAAGACAUUGAUUUGUGCUGCAAGAAACACGAUGAGUGCCCUGAUUACAUUGUGAAACGAAAGGAUUAUGAAAGAUUUCCGGGAUUGCCUUAUAAGCCGCAGAUAUUUACAAGGUUACGUUGCAGUUGUGAUGCUCAGUUUUUUUCCUGUUUGCGAGAUGUGGCGACGUUUUUCUCCUUCGCAGUCGCAUGGAUCUACAGUAAAGCGCAAAUGUUUUGCUUUGAGCAUGAGUAUCCUGUACUGGAAUGUACACAGUCUAUAAACGAUGGACUUAUCUCCACAACACGGUGCAUCGAAUAUCUAGUCGACAACUCUAGUGCCAAGAGCUGGCAAUGGUUCCACAUACCACACCUGAAUGCAAAUCUAACGUGUUUCCCUAGUGUUAUAUAUAAGGACCAAUAAAGAAAAACCAGAGUCAAAAAAUA